Camelina sativa (false flax) is the source of this 3403-nucleotide messenger RNA. NCBI's taxonomy places the organism in Eukaryota, Viridiplantae, Streptophyta, Magnoliopsida, Brassicales, Brassicaceae. The record is from RefSeq and is a predicted model, not a curated record.
AAAAGAGUGAGAGAGAGAGAGAAAGGGAAAGUUUUUUUUUCCCCCAUUCGAUAGUUUCUCAUCUUCGCACUCAAAUUUUCAGAUCCGAUAUAAAAUUUUGUUGUAAUCAGUCCGGACAGGAUCCAGGACAUGCAAGUCUCGGUUGCUUGACUUCAAAUUGUUUUUUUUCAUGCUUCAAUUAUGAGCUUCCGAACCGAAGCUCAUCAUCGGUUCUCUAUUUGUUUCCAUUUAUUGGAGCUCUUAAGUUCUCUGCUGGAGAGAAAGCAAGUUUAUGAGAGCAAUCAAAGAUAAUAUUGACAUAUAUAACACAGUUUCCUAGCUAAACUUGAUUCAAACCACUAUUUCAGGUUCAAUCGCUCUUCAGUUUAGAUUUUAUUUAUUUAUUAAACUCUUUGACCCUAAAUCUUCAUCAGUUAUUGUUGUUAACUGCUUUGGUGUGUUUGAUGAAAUUGAUUGGAGUGUAAGUCUCAUGUUCAACGCUCCAGCAAGAGUGCUUUGGCUAAAUCAAUGUUUAACUCUUCAAAUAUAGUAUCAUUUGUAGUUCCUAGAUUAUUCUUUGUUUUUUUUGUCAAACGGAUUCUUCUUUGUUUAGGUGUUGAUUUUUAGAUGUUAAACUUUUUGUAGAUUUUGUUGUAAAUCAUCUCAUGUCACUGUGUUGCUGUCUUUUUUAAAAAACGUAUUAUUUUUAUUAUACAACCUAGAAUGAAUCAGACUUGAGCAAGUGUCUUGGGAAGCUGUUAGAUCUUAGAAAAUAUGGAAGAAUCAGACUUGGAUAGCGUUUUUUGAAGGCAAUUUCAUUGUUGGAAGCACUAUAAAAGUCUGGAUGAACUUCUGAAACAUCAUUGACCUAAGCCAUGUGAGAUGAAACAGGAGAAAUUAUUGUUUUGAAGGCCUUAAUAUCUGAGACAUGAGUGAAACCAUCAUUGGCGGCAUCUCUUCUAUUAAGUACGAUGAGUCAUGGAGGGUAGUUUCGUCAAAACGUAGUUAUAACAUGCGUCGGUGUUGUUGUUAUUUCUACCGACUCGUCGUAUUAAAAAGGCUCAUGCGUUCCUUCACCGAUAAAUCCUCACUUCUUCGCUGCCAAAUCUCUUCUCCGCCGGAAUAGAUAAUGAGGUCGAUGGAUCGAGUUGGGAUCUGGGUACUUGCGAUUUUGUCGGUUGUUCAUUCAAGUUUUGGCUUUUACCUUCCGGGAAGCUACCCACACAAGUAUGAAGUUGGUGAUUACUUGAAUGUGAAGGUGAAUUCACUUACUUCUAUCGAAACCGAAAUGCCCUUUAGCUAUUAUAGUUUACCCUUUUGUCAACCCUCUGAGGGGAUUAAGGAUAGUGCUGAGAAUUUAGGUGAGCUUCUUAUGGGAGAUCGGAUUGAGAAUUCUCCUUAUAGGUUUAAAAUGUUUAAGAACGAGAGUGAGAUCUUUCUUUGUCAGACUGACAAGUUGUCUGCUGAUAGUUUUAAGCUUUUGAAGAAGAGGAUUGAUGAGAUGUAUCAAGUUAAUCCUAUGCUUGAUAAUUUGCCGGCGAUUAGGUAUACUAAGAAAGAUGGGUAUGUUUUGAGGUGGACUGGGUACCCUGUUGGGAUCAAGGUUCAGGAUGUUUAUUAUGUUUUUAACCACUUGAAGUUUAAGGUUCUUGUUCAUAAGUAUGAAGAGGCUGCUAAUGUGGCACGUGUCAUGGGUACUGGGGAUGCGGCUGAGGUGAUUCCCACGAUUGGGAAGAAAGAUUCUGAUGUGCCUGGGUAUAUGGUUGUUGGUUUUGAGGUGGUUCCUUGUAGUUUUUCUCAUAAUGGUGACUCUACAAAGAAGUUGAAAAUGUAUGAAAGAUACACCACUCCGAUCAAAUGUGAUUCCACUAGUGUUUCCAUGUCUGUUAAGGAAGGUCAGUCCAUUGUCUUCUCGUAUGAAGUUAGUUUUGAGGAGAGUGACAUCAAAUGGCCAUCUAGAUGGGAUGCGUAUCUGAAGAUGGAGGGUUCAAAGGUUCAUUGGUUCUCCAUCUUGAACUCGCUAAUGGUAAUCACUUUUUUGGCCGGUAUCGUCCUCGUGAUAUUCUUGAGAACUGUUAGGCGAGAUUUGACCCGCUAUGAGGAGCUUGACAAGGAGGCUCAGGCUCAGAUGAACGAAGAGUUAUCUGGGUGGAAGCUUGUUGUGGGUGAUGUUUUCCGUGCUCCAUCAAACGCCUCUCUUUUGUGUGUCAUGGUUGGUGACGGAGUUCAGAUUCUUGGCAUGGCUGUUGUAACCAUUUUGUUUGCUGCUCUUGGGUUCAUGUCACCGGCUUCACGUGGAACACUUAUUACGGGUAUGCUCUUCUUCUACAUGAUUCUUGGCAUUGCAGCUGGUUAUGUUUCUGUUCGUCUCUGGAGGACAAUUGGCUGUGGCGAUCACCGUGGAUGGAUGUCUGUUGCAUGGAAAGCUGCUUGCUUUUUCCCGGGUAUUGCUUUUCUGAUCCUUACAACGCUCAACUUCCUUCUAUGGGGUAGCCAUAGUACUGGAGCCAUUCCUUUCUCGCUAUUUGUUAUCCUCAUCCUCCUGUGGUUUUGCAUCUCGGUUCCUCUCACUCUUAUCGGCGGUUACUUUGGAGCCAAGGCUCCACACAUUGAGUUCCCAGUUCGAACCAACCAAAUUCCUCGGGAGAUCCCAGCUCAGAAAUACCCAUCGUGGCUUCUGGUUCUGGGCGCUGGAACACUUCCAUUUGGGACCCUCUUCAUCGAGCUUUUCUUCAUCAUGUCUAGCAUCUGGAUGGGACGUGUCUACUAUGUCUUUGGAUUCCUUUUUGUUGUAAUGAUCCUUCUUGUGGUAGUGUGUGCCGAGGUUUCCCUAGUGCUAACAUACAUGCACCUGUGUGUUGAAGACUAUAAAUGGUGGUGGAAAUCCUUCUUUGCAUCAGGAUCCGUUGCAAUCUACAUCUUCAUAUACUCGAUAAAUUAUCUAGUCUUUGACCUGAAAAGCUUGAGUGGACCAGUUUCAGCAACUCUUUAUCUCGGAUACUCUCUCUUUAUGGUCUUGGCAAUCAUGCUCGCAACAGGUACCAUCGGUUUCCUCUCUUCCUUCUGGUUCGUGCACUACUUGUUUUCUUCGGUGAAACUUGACUAAGGAGGGAGCAGACCAGAGGCUUACGGGUCAAGAGGAAUUGAUUAACUUUUUGGAGAGAACUGAUAUCGUUUAAGCAAAGGCAUCAAUCAAUCAAGCCAUAUAUAAUUGCUCCAACAAAAGGAUGUGUAAGGGGUUCAUUGUGUCAUACUGAAGCUUCAAAUUUUUCUUUAUUCGUCGUUUCAUGUAGGAAAAAUUUANUUUUUUUUUUUUUUUUUUUUAAUUAAAUUUUUGUUGUAUCUUUCUAUGGUAAUGCCUCUGAACCUAAAAAGUGUUUAUUUUUUGGGAAAAUUACUAGUUUGACCCAAAUUGAACAGUUAA